Plasmodium berghei ANKA is the source of this 2070-nucleotide messenger RNA. RefSeq names its product conserved Plasmodium protein, unknown function. The coding region runs from base 1 to 2070 and encodes 689 amino acids. The record is from RefSeq and is a predicted model, not a curated record. Lineage: Eukaryota; Apicomplexa; Aconoidasida; Haemosporida; Plasmodiidae. The transcript has a single exon.
AUGCAUAAAAACAAACUCACGCACAACCAUAUGAACAUAGACAUAUGCAUAUAUCCAUAUAUAGAUAGCCAUAUUUACAUCUUUAAAAUGAAUAGGCAAAUAAUAAAGUUAAUUACUGAAGGAAAAAUAUCAGAAAAAAAAAACAUAAACAAUCAAUUGAUUAAACAUAGUUUAGAAGAAAUAAUAAUUGAUUUUAAAAAGUAUAACAAAUCAAAAAGUGAAAAUAAUUUAUUAAAUAAUAUUAUUCGAUAUACGAAAAUUGUCACAAUUAGUUCAUAUCAUUUAAAUCAUAUGUAUAAAAAUAUUAUUCAUCCAUUAUUAAAAAAUAAACAACUUCAUUUUACCUUAAUACCCAAUAUUGUUCAUACUUAUAAAAAAAAAAAAGAAUAUAAUUUUAUUUUAAAAGAAAUAAAUGAAUAUAUCAUUUAUAAUAUAAUAAAAAAAAAUAUAUAUACACAUGAUAACUUAAAUAAUUGGAUUAGUAUAUUGCAAGUUUUUUCAUCAAAAUAUAACAAUAUAAAUUAUAUUCCUUUGUUAAAAUUUAUUUUAUUUCCUCAAUAUUAUGAUAAAAAUAUAGUAAUUAAACAAACCAAUCCUAUAGAUAUACAUAAAAAAGGGAAUAACGAAAAUAUAACACAUAGUUUAAUGCCCUUACAAUAUAAUAAUUGUACAAGGAAUAAACAAAAUGAUGAUAUUCUUUUAUUAAAUAAUUUAGAUUAUAAAAUAUUUGAUAUAUUAGUUCCUCGAAAUUUUUGUAUUUUAAUCAACAUACUGUCUAAAGUUGAUCUACAAUAUAGUAAUGUUAAUUUCUCUGUACCUUCCUCAUUUUCUUUUUUUUUUUAUAAUAGCUAUAUUUAUAAUAAAAUAGUCAAUAUGCUACCCCAAUUUAAUAACAUCGAUUUAUGCUUAAUUAUAGAUUCCCUUCACAAAUUUAAAUAUUCAAAUAAUAAUUAUUUAUUUAAAUGUAUUGAGAAAGAAGUUUUUAAAAGAAUUAAUACAUUUGAUAUAUAUCAAAUUUCUAUCAUUUUUCAAAAAUUGUCAAAAUAUUGGAAUUAUUGUUCUAUAGAUGAUCAUAAAAAGAUGGAACAUUUUUUCAUAACCUUUAUCAAAAAUAUACAAAAAUAUAUAUUCCAUUAUUUAUUAAAUAAUAAAAAAAAAAAUAAAUAUAUUUUAUACACUGAAAAUAAACAUUCUUUAAUUCAAAUCGUUCCCAUGUUUUUUUUGGCAUAUGUAAAGAAUGUUCCUUUUUUUUUUCCGUGUUAUAUAACCUUUAGUAAAUUUUUAAAUCUACAAUUAUUUUUACUAGCUAAAUAUGUAAUACUUUUGAAAAAUAACCACACCAAAAAUUGUGCAAGUGCAAGCCCAAAUUGUAAUGUUAUUCAAAAUAAUAAUAUUCUUAAUACAGAGCUAGAUGAUAUAAAACAUAUUUCGAGCCAUUUGGAAAAUAUGAACCAGACUAUUUCUAAUUUAAUUUAUUCAAUUACUGGCUAUUUAUACAACAUUUUAACAUUAUGUAAAAAAAAUGAAGAAAAUAAAAUUGUGCUUACUCAUUUUUCGCUAACUCUAGUUAAUAUUUAUAAAUUAAUUGAUUAUUUUAACUUUUUUUAUAAUAACAGAAAAAUAAUAUCAUUAAAAGAACAUAACACUUUUAUUAUCCCUUUACAUAAAUCACAACUUUUAACAUUUAUAUAUAUAUAUUGGGAUUUUAUUAUCAAAUUAUUUUAUUAUUUAAAUAACAUUCAACCUACAGAAAACAAUAUUUAUAAUUCUUUAUUAACCGAUUAUGAAAGUUUUUAUCACAUAAACAAAGUUACCCCUCAAAAUGAUUUUUUUUAUUAUAUUAAAUUAAAAUAUAUUAAAAAAAUAUUCCAGAUGAUCACAACUUUGGAUACUGUUAAUUCAAAUACUAUAAUGAAAGAAUCAUUAAAACGGAACAAUAUGCAUAUUGCACAUAUUUAUUCAGACAUAUUAAAUAUAAUUAACGAGAAAAAGUUGACUAGCCCAAAUUACUUUUUCAAUAGACAAAUUAUAGCUUCCUACACAAUUUCUGUACUAUGCAGGUCAAAUUAG